UUCCGGAACCUUCUGGCAACAGAAGCUCCGCUCCCCUUCUGGAGAGUGUCAGUCUCUUUCUCCUUCUCUAUAAACUCUCUUCAUUCUCUCACAACUUUCUCAGCUUUUGAGGACGAUUAAGCAACAGUAUGGCUUCUUCAGCACACGUUCUCGGCAACUUUCUUACCUUUUCCCAUGAACCAAACAAACCAAACGCAAGAACAUGGAAACCAUUCUUAGGGCAGACUUUGAGAUUGAAUUCUGAUUCUCAGAGACUCUGUAAACAGGUCCGUAAGAAGGCGUCGUUUCAUGUGGUGAAUGAGAAGGUGGUGGGAAUCGAUUUGGGGACGACGAACUCUGCCGUGGCGGCGAUGGAGGGAGGGAAGCCGACGAUCGUGACUAACGCGGAGGGGCAGAGGACGACGCCAUCGGUGGUGGCGUAUACGAAGAAUGGGGAUAUGCUGGUAGGGCAGAUCGCUAAGCGGCAGGCGGUGGUGAAUCCAGAGAACACCUUCUUCUCUGUGAAGCGGUUCAUCGGGCGGAAGAUGGACGAGGUGGGUGAGGAAGCAAAGCAGGUUUCUUAUAAGGUUGUGAGGGAUGAAAAUGGGAAUGUUAAGUUGGAGUGUCCGGUUCUUGCUAAGCUGUUCGCGGCUGAGGAAAUUUCUGCACAGGUUUUGAGAAAGCUUGCUGAUGAUGCUUCAAAGUUUUUGAAUGAUAAAGUUACCAAAGCUGUGGUUACAGUGCCAGCAUAUUUUAAUGAUUCUCAAAGGACAGCAACAAAAGAUGCCGGUCGUAUUGCUGGUCUAGAAGUCCUUCGGAUCAUAAAUGAACCUACUGCAGCUUCACUGGCAUAUGGUUUUGAAAAGAAGAAUAAUGAAACAAUUCUUGUAUUUGAUCUUGGAGGUGGUACAUUUGAUGUUUCAGUGCUUGAGGUUGGAGAUGGAGUGUUUGAGGUGCUUUCUACCUCAGGUGAUACACAUUUGGGAGGUGAUGACUUUGACAAGAGAAUUGUUGAUUGGCUAGCACAAAACUUUAAGAGAGAUGAAGGUAUAGAUCUUCUGAAAGACAAGCAAGCUCUUCAGCGGCUCACAGAGACUGCCGAGAAAGCAAAGAUUGAGCUUUCAUCUUUAACUCAGACUAAUAUUAGUUUACCAUUCAUUACUGCCACUUCGGAAGGGCCUAAACACAUUGAAACCACCCUUACAAGAGCCAAGUUUGAAGAAUUAUGUUCAGACUUGCUAGACCGGCUGCGUACACCUGUUGAAACUGCAUUGAGGGAUGCAAAACUCUCUUUCAAAGAUUUGGAUGAAGUUAUCCUUGUUGGUGGUUCAACGCGUAUCCCAGCUGUUCAGGAUCUUGUAAGGAAGAUGACUGGAAAAGAACCCAAUGUUUCAGUUAAUCCUGAUGAAGUUGUUGCACUUGGUGCUGCAGUUCAGGCUGGUGUUUUAUCUGGAGAUGUUAGUAACAUUGUGCUAUUGGAUGUGACACCAUUGUCUCUGGGUUUGGAAACCCUGGGUGGUGUCAUGACAAAGAUCAUACCAAGGAACACAACUUUACCAACUUCCAAAUCUGAGGUUUUCUCUACGGCAGCAGAUGGGCAAACCAGUGUUGAGAUCAAUGUCCUCCAGGGUGAGAGAGAGUUUGUGAGGGACAACAAAUCUCUGGGUAGCUUCCGUUUGGAUGGGAUUCCUCCAGCUCCCCGUGGAGUUCCCCAGAUUGAAGUCAAAUUUGAUAUUGAUGCCAAUGGUAUCCUUUCAGUCACGGCAGUUGACAAGGGAACUGGAAAGAAGCAGGACAUCACCAUAACUGGUGCUAGCACCUUGCCCAAUGAUGAGGUGGAUAGAAUGGUGAAAGAAGCUGAAAAAUUUGCAAAGGAGGACAAGGAGAAGAGGGAUGCAAUAGACACAAAGAACCAGGCUGAUUCUGUUGUGUACCAAACCGAAAAGCAGCUAAAAGAACUGGGAGACAAAGUACCUGCUCCAGUCAAGGGCAAGGUGGAGGCUAAACUAAAGGAGCUCAAGGAUGCCAUCUCCAGUGGGUCAACCCAAACUAUCAAGGACGCAAUGGCUGCACUGAACCAAGAGGUCAUGCAGAUUGGGCAAUCACUCUACAGCCAGGCUGGUGCACCUGGUGCUGGGGCUGGAGCUGGAGCGGCUGGAUCAACUGACAGCAAACCUGAUGGAGAUGUUAUCGAUGCAGACUUCACCGAGAGCAAGUGAUGGAAUGCAACAACAUUUGAACUGACCGAGUUUUACAACAUUUUCCUCCUGUCUGGAGUGUAUAGGAUAUGAUGGUGCCUGGUUAGCUUUAGGAUUUUCCGUUAUAGUCUUCAGUCCUGUUUUCUUUUUGGGUGCCAGAGAAAUAGAAAAAAAGAAGCAGAUGUACAUGGUGUAUAGCGGCUAAAGAUAUAGAAGGUGGGCAGAAACUCUUAGUAUGCCUUCCUGUGAAGCAAGUUCUCUCUCUACAAAUGGCUUCCUUCAAAUCUUCACCGGUUUGCUGGUAUCUGUAUAGUUUUCGGAAGCUGAAUCUAUGUAUAUUAAAAUUUCAUAAUAGUUCAAGCCUCUAGUUUUCAGCUCCAAAAGUGUU
Molecule: messenger RNA, 2565 nt
Organism: Vitis riparia (riverbank grape)
Lineage: Eukaryota; Viridiplantae; Streptophyta; Magnoliopsida; Vitales; Vitaceae
Product: stromal 70 kDa heat shock-related protein, chloroplastic-like
Exons: 8
Coding region: 129-2198 (689 amino acids)
Biological process (GO): cellular response to unfolded protein; protein refolding
Cellular component (GO): cytoplasm; chloroplast
Molecular function (GO): ATP-dependent protein folding chaperone; heat shock protein binding; misfolded protein binding
Source: RefSeq, a predicted model, not a curated record